Poeciliopsis prolifica (blackstripe livebearer) is the source of this 3388-nucleotide messenger RNA. RefSeq names its product gamma-aminobutyric acid receptor subunit rho-1. The coding region runs from base 286 to 1719 and encodes 477 amino acids. NCBI's taxonomy places the organism in Eukaryota, Metazoa, Chordata, Actinopteri, Cyprinodontiformes, Poeciliidae. Gene Ontology annotation, molecular function: GABA-A receptor activity; neurotransmitter receptor activity; extracellular ligand-gated monoatomic ion channel activity. Gene Ontology annotation, cellular component: neuron projection; synapse; GABA-A receptor complex. The transcript is spliced from 10 exons. The record is from RefSeq and is a predicted model, not a curated record. Gene Ontology annotation, biological process: monoatomic ion transmembrane transport; regulation of membrane potential; chemical synaptic transmission.
CAGCAGAGAGGCAGGCACAUCCGCCGCCAGAGGGAUCAAAUCUGUACCAUCUGACGCUCAAGGAUUUAUGGGUUUAGUCAAAAUUGCUUUUCCCACUGUGGAGAUUAAGCACAGUAGGAUGUUUUCCUCUCAGCGCGGAGAAUAGCCGGGUUGCUGCUGCCGUUUUCCUACGUCUUAUCGGCUCCUCCGGUGCUGGAGAAGGGAAUGUCUGAGGAGGGCAGAGUGCUGGAAACCCCGGUGGGAAGCGGAUUCUGACUGACAGGAGCGGUCCGGGGAAUGUGAGCCAUGCAGGCGGAAACGGUUCUGAUGCUUUUCUGUGUCUGGAUGGCAGGAACAGCGGCGAAGAUGGUUCAGCCAAGAGGUCACAAGCUGGAGCCCUACAAACAAACCAGGUCACGAAGAGACACCAGAAUGGAGGGAGGAGGUGGUCAGAAGUCUGGAAGUCCAAUUUACAAACGAAGCCCAGACCUGACGAAAAACCCGAUGACAAAAUCUGAGCAGCUGCUGAGAAUAGAUGAUCACGAUUUCACCAUGAGGCCGGCAUUUGGAGGUCCUCCAAUACCUGUUGGUGUUGAUGUUCAGGUGGAAAGUAUUGACACCAUCUCUGAGGUGGAUAUGGACUUCACCAUGACUUUGUAUCUGCGCCACUACUGGAAAGAUGAGCGGCUGUCGUUUCCCAGCACCAACAACCAGAGCAUGACUUUCGACAGUCGUCUGGUGAAGAAGAUUUGGGUUCCUGACAUGUUUUUUGUUCACUCUAAGCGCUCUUUCAUCCACGACACCACCACUGAUAAUGUCAUGUUGAGAGUUUACCCUGACGGUAACGUGCUCUACAGUCUCAGGGUCACAGUCACUGCCAUGUGCAACAUGGACCUGAGCCGCUUCCCCCUGGACACCCAGACCUGCUCACUGGAGAUUGAGAGCUAUGCGUACACAGAUGACGACCUGAUGCUGUACUGGAAGAAAGGAAACGAAUCUCUGAACACGGACGACAGAAUAUCUCUGUCCCAGUUCCUGAUCCAAAAGUUUCACACCACCACAAAGCUGGCGUUUUACAGCAGCACAGGCUGGUACAACCGUUUGUACAUCCACUUCACCCUGCGGCGCCACAUCUUCUUUUUCCUGCUGCAGACGUACUUCCCCGCCACGCUGAUGGUCAUGCUGUCCUGGGUUUCCUUCUGGAUCGAUCGCAGGGCCGUGCCUGCCAGGGUGCCACUCGGUAUCACUACAGUGCUGACCAUGUCCACCAUCAUCACCGGGGUCAACGCCUCCAUGCCUCGCGUGUCCUACAUCAAGGCUGUAGACAUUUACCUGUGGGUCAGCUUCGUCUUCGUCUUCCUCUCGGUGAUCGAGUACGCGGCGGUGAACUACCUCUCAACUGUGCAGGAGAGGAAAGAGAGGAAGCUGAGGGAGAGACUGCCAUGCACAUGUGGCAUCGGAAACCCCGACGACAUGAUGAUCGACCCACAGAUCACUGGCUACGGCUCCAUGGACGUCAACACCACGGGGAAUUAUGGGAUACCUGAGAACGGCGGGCGCCAGGAGCGAAUCCUGGCCCAAGUGGCGCUGAACGACCCUCAGAUCACGGGUCAGGUGAAGGCGUCCCGAAGCUACGUCAACAUCUGGAUUGACACCCACGCCAUAGACAAAUACUCUCGGGUCGUCUUCCCCGGCGCGUACAUCCUCUUCAACAUCAUUUACUGGUCCAUAUACUCGUAAACUGUGACGCUUUAAAUAGAACGCGAUUGGAUAGCCGUCGGGCUAGUUAGCCGGCUAGAUAGCCAGCAGGCUAGUUAGCUGGCCGGAUGGCUAGCGAGCUGGCGGGCUGUUUAGCCGACUGGCUAGCGCAGAAGCUAAACCGAAGCCCUGUCGGAGGAUAAACUGGGGAGCAACAACAGAUGGAAAACUUUUGCCUUCUUGCCCCAGCCACUUAAAACUGAUGAGAACACCGUUUUAUCACUCCGUCAAAUCCGUGUGCUUUUGCGUAUCUGGUGUCGAUGACGACGUUGGACUUUGUAAAAAAAAAAAGAAAAAAGAAGUGACAAAACCGCCAUUUAAAAAAAAUGUCCGCUCUGUAGGAAAAACUGGGCCUGACAAUCAACACAGACGUGGAAAGCCUCAGAAGAGCAAAGUGACGCUGUUUUCAGGUUUGUUGGCAAAAUCGACUCAUUUAAGGUGGAAAAACUUUAAAUGAGCUUCUGUUUCCAAGGUUUAAGGGAAUUUACCUGCUAAUACCUCUAAUUUAAACUUUCGUUUUUACUUAAUUCACAUUCAUGUGAAGUUUGUCAUGAUGCUACAUGUUGAAGUAUUUCUACUGGCGAUAUGGAGAUUUUCAGAUCCAACAAAAUAUUCUUGGGCCAUUGUAGAUGAGGUACAUUUUGGUCAAAAAACUCAGAAAUCUUUUAAUUAUUCUCAGAAGUUUUCUACAAAAGAUGGCAUUUAUGAGAUUUAAAAGAACUUGUUAGAAAUAUUUGACAUUUAGAAAGUUUGCAAGUUUGAAAAGUUAAAAAAUUAAAACUUUUGAAAUGUAGAAAUUUCUAAGUUUUGUUGAAAUUUUUUGUAGGAAAACAACUUUUUUCUUUUUUUAAAUGAGUUUUUUUUCUCAAAACAUUGUGAGAUUAGUCUAAAAAUUUCUGAGUAUUUCCAAACAGAUUUUGUUACAAGUUCAAGUUUUGUAUUCAGUUCUCAUGUUAGAUUUCCAGAUUUUCUGCAUCAUGACUCAGUUUAUGUUGCAUAAAUUUUUGAUCAGUGGAACUGUUUUAUUGCCAAUCUGUUUAGGUAUAAUGAAGGGUUGUAAAAUAUUUGCAUAAUAUAAGAGGUCAAUCCCAAACACUUGUUUUAGUAUUUUUUUAAACAUCUAUUUCCUGUUCAUUUUUUUAUACUGAAGCUGAUCUCCUAUGUUGUUGUUGUGAGGCUUUGAGGUUCACUGUGACCUGUUAGUUGAUAGUUUUAUCUUUUAUCAUAAAGUUUGAUGAAAUUAAAUAGAUAUCUACAGAUGAAGAUUAGAGCCACUGAAAAAAAAAAUCAGAUUUUUUUUCUCAGAAUUUACAUUUUAAAAUAUUAAAAUCAGAGUGCUGAAGGAAAAAAUCUUAUAAGAAAAUAGAGAAUUCUGAGGAAACAGAAUUCUUAGAAAAAAAUCUAAAUUUUGAGAAAAUUCAAAAAUCUUAAAAGUCAGAAAUAAAUUCAGAAUCCUUUCAUUUUUUCAGUCACCCUAAUCAUCUUCUGUAGAUAUUUAAUUUGUAAAAUGACCAAACGUACUCCGAUUGAGAUAAAGUAAAGAUUGAAGAUAACUGUUUUAUUUUCUUAAAAAUGUGAAAAUUGUUUGUGCUGAAUUUAUCACAGCUGAUGUAAAUUCCCUCUUGCAUGCAAUAUAAGAAUGAUGAAGAGC